Bufo bufo (common toad) is the source of this 2719-nucleotide messenger RNA. It is a transcript of the gene MAPK4, whose product is annotated as mitogen-activated protein kinase 4. Gene Ontology annotation, biological process: protein phosphorylation; intracellular signal transduction; cell surface receptor signaling pathway. The transcript is spliced from 6 exons. Gene Ontology annotation, cellular component: nucleus; cytoplasm. Gene Ontology annotation, molecular function: ATP binding; MAP kinase activity. Bases 974 to 2719 code for a protein of 581 amino acids. Lineage: Eukaryota; Metazoa; Chordata; Amphibia; Anura; Bufonidae. The record is from RefSeq and is a predicted model, not a curated record.
UAUCAGACUGGCAUCUCUGCUCUGGGCUCAGUCCCAGGUGCAGGUGGCACAGAGCAGGUGCCCGCCCAGGGAUUGACGGGGAGCUGUGAUGUCACCGCGCUGGCGCUCCCCCUGGUGGACGUCCCAGCUAUGACACCGGCAGGGAGGCUGACUCCAGUGUGUGUCCUGGGAGAGCACUGAGCAGCUGAUCAGGACCUGGCUGCAGGAUCAGGGCUGGGGAGAAGCAGGAGGCAUUGUAUGGCUGCUGCUGCUGCUGCCACUGCCUAGAGAACAAAGCAUGGAGGAAGAGGAGGGAGCAGCCUGGAGCUGGCUCUAUCAGCAGCACCAUGAGAGAAUGAUAAAGAGACAGAACUCAAGGCUGGCAGCAGAUCGCAAUGCAGGUCGCUCACAUAACCCCAGUCUUCUACCAAGUUCAAGGAUCACUUGCUAGAAGAGUGCAGGACGAGUGCUGAGCAAUGCCCGUGGUACCAGAAACGUGGAUGGCUCUACUGCUGUGAGGGGAAGCAGGCUUGGGUUGCAUUCGGCUGACUUGACGGGACAGAUUGCGUCACCGAGGAGGAGAAGAAGAGAAGAAGAAUCAGCUCAUUCAUGAGUUAUCACCGGGCUGUGAAAGGAAUGCUUUCUUUCGAGGGAUGAUUUUUUUGACCAGUCUGUAGACAAUCAUCGAAAGCUUGGAAAUCAAGAACGCUCGCAGCCGGUUGCUUGAAAGGCAUCACUCUCAUAUUACGUCACGAGAUGGGUAUAAAACCAGCUGUCCACCCCUGUGUGAAACCUGUGCAGGACAGGCAAUCUCUGGGCUAACACGGAUAUGCUUGGAUGUCUUAACUGAAGAUCCAAAAAUAUUCAACCCCAAUUUUCAUCUCCAUUGAAAUUAAUACAUUUUGUAAUUUUUGUUUAUGAGACACUUUCAACAACUUUUUGAAAUCUGUUCGGCUUAUAUUUUACAACAGAUCUUCCCAUAAUUGGCAUUGCCAUGGCAGAAAAGUGUGAUUUCAUUGCUAACAUGUAUGGCUAUGAUUUGGGUGUUCAUUUUGUGGAUUUUAAGCCGUUGGGUUUUGGGGCCAAUGGUCUCGUCCUUUCUGCCGUCGAUAGCAAAAAUUCUCGAAAAGUGGCAGUGAAAAAAAUUUCCAUUAGCGACUGUCGGAGCAUGAAGCACGCCUUUCGAGAGAUUAAGAUCAUCCGACGUCUCAACCAUGACAACAUUGUAAAAGUUCACGCCGUGUUGGGUCCCAGGGGGGCUGACCUUCAAGGAGACAUCUUCAAAUACAACGUGGUUUACAUUAUACAGGAACACAUGGAGACGGAUCUUUCUAGGCUGUUGGAACAAGGGCCUCUUAGUGAGGACCACGCCAAGCUUUUUAUUUACCAACUUUUACGGGGUUUGAAAUAUAUCCAUUCGGCCAACGUGCUUCACCGAGAUCUGAAACCAGCCAAUAUCUUCAUUAAUACGGAGGACCUCGUACUCAAGAUCGGAGACUUUGGCUUGGCUCGUAUUGUGGACCAGCAUUACUCCCAUAAGGGUUAUCUCUCGGAAGGGCUGGUGACAAAGUGGUAUCGAUCUCCUCGACUUCUCCUCUCACCUAAUAACUAUACCAAAGCCAUUGACAUGUGGGCGGCCGGGUGCAUAUUAGCGGAAAUGCUGACGGGGCGGAUGCUUUUUGCAGGUAGUCAUGAACUGGAGCAGAUGCAACAGAUUUUGGACACAAUUCCCGUCAUUCACAAAGAAGACAAGGAAGAGCUGCUGAAAGUGAUGCCAUCAUUUGUCAACUCCAACUGGAAAGUCAAGAGGCCACUGAGGAAACUUCUGCCAGAGAUGAACCUGGAAGCCAUCGAUUUCUUGGAGAAGAUUUUGACCUUCAACCCAAUGGACCGUUUGACAGCUGAAGCCGCACUACAGCAUCCAUAUAUGACUCCAUAUUCCUGUCCGGAGGAUGAGCCAAUAUCCAUGCACCCCUUCCGCAUUGAGGAUGAAAUUGAUGAUAUUUUACUAAUGGAAGCAAGUCAGAGCCAGUUAUCCAACUGGGACAGGUAUCAAGUGAGUUUAUCCUCGGACAUGGACUGGAGACAAGAUCAGAGCCUUGGUAUGAGUGAUGUCCAACGUGAUCCCCGUGCGGGGUCAGGAUCCCAGGCAGAAGAAGCUCAAGUUGAUCCUCGAAAAUACUCUCAAAGUAGCUCAGAAAGGUUCCUAGAACAAUCCCACUCCUCAAUGGACCGGGUUUUCGAGGGAGAUUGUGGAAGGUCAUGUGAGUAUAAAGUAGGGUCUCCAUCCUAUCUGGAUAAACUACUAUGGAGAGACAACAAACCCCACCACUAUUCAGAACCUAAACUAAUAUUAGAUCUUUCCACCUGGAAACAAACCACUAUCCCACCCACAGGUGACCUUGCACGGGAAGAAGAGCCAUCCAACCUCUUUUUGGAAAUUGCUCAGUGGGUCAAGAGCACCCAGAUAGGUCUUGAAUGUCCAGCGAGCCCUGUUUCUGAGACACAAGAGGACCAUGAACAGUGUCAACCAUGUCCUCCUCCUCACACUCCAAGGGAUAUCGCUAAGAAUGCUGAAUCUUCUUUUGAUCUGGAUGUUUUUAUUACCAGGGCACUCAAAUUAUGUACUAGCCAAGAAGAAAUGGCAGACAACAAACUCAACGAUAUCAACGGGGCUUGUAUUUCCGAACACCCGAAUGAUAUAGCACAGAAGGAAGUAUUUCAGAAGGACAGGUGGUAG